Molecule: messenger RNA, 1124 nt
Organism: Lacerta agilis (Sand lizard)
Lineage: Eukaryota; Metazoa; Chordata; Lepidosauria; Squamata; Lacertidae
Product: neuroblastoma suppressor of tumorigenicity 1-like
Exons: 4
Coding region: 392-916 (174 amino acids)
Biological process (GO): animal organ morphogenesis
Molecular function (GO): BMP binding; receptor ligand activity
Source: RefSeq, a predicted model, not a curated record
CCCCAAGGACUUUUUUUUUUAAUCCUGGUGCCUGGUUUUGGAAAUAAUUUAUUUUUCCUCCGUUCCUGAGAAGGAGAUAAAAAGUUUUUGCUGAAGUUCAGGUUGCAAGGAAUUGUCUUUUCUUGUCCACCUCCCCGCAAAAAUCCGUUUCGUGUUUCCCUUAAACGUUUGGGAUGAACUGGAAAUAAAGCUUUGGAGGAAAUUUGCUUACAGAAAGGCUAGGAAUCGGAUCCCACACUUUACUGGAUAAUGAGCUGUUUUAAUUUUUGACUGCCCCCUCCCUUAAAAAAAAAAAGAAGAAGAGACAAGAAUAUUAUCCAAGGGAGUUUUGAUGGAACACCUCUCCGUCCAGUCCAUUUAAUGUUCUAGGAUUUCAUCGGAAAAGGCCAAGAUGUUGAAGCUCCUGGUGACCACCCUUGUCCCGGCCUUGGUCCUAGCGGCACCUCCUCCCAUUAGCAAGCUGGCCCUCUUUCCAGACAAGAGCGCCUGGUGCGAGGCGAAGAACAUCACCCAGAUCGUUGGGCACAGCGGGUGCGAAUCCAAAUCCAUCCAGAACAGAGCCUGCUUGGGUCAGUGUUUCAGCUACAGAGUCCCCAACACCUUCCCACAGUCCACCGAGUCCCUGGUGCACUGCGACUCCUGCAUGCCAGCCCUCUCCAUGUGGGAAGUGGUGACAUUGGACUGCCCCAGCAAUGAAGACAUCCCCAGGGUGGACAAACUGGUGGAGAAGAUCCUCCACUGCAGCUGCCAGGCAUGUGGAAAGGAGCAGAGCCAAGAGGGGGCGCUCCUCAACGUCUACGUCAAUGGCGACGAGAACCUGCCGGCUGAGGGUCCUCACCCCCACCCCUACGGCCACCACCACCCAGGGGAAGAGGCCUCCAACCACCACCACCAUGAAGACGAGGCCAAGGACUGACCUCUGACCUUCCGGGGGGUGAACUGCCCCUUCAGCCCAGGCCUUGACGUCUUUCCCCCCGCCUCUCAAAUACCCAUCAUGCUUUGCUCUUGGCAACGUUGUCGUGGGGAAGCUGAGGCCAAGCUGAAGGCGGACCUUUCACCGGAGGCGGCCAAUGGGACAUCGGGACAAGCUGGCAACCGGCGAGAGAAUUGUGGGAGGGGGUGGU